AAAACCAUAAUUGAAGUAACAAAAUCAGAACCAAAUAUAAAUCACAAAAAAAAAAUCAGAACCAAAUAUUGCUCCGAAGAUUUAACAAACCCUAGCGCAGUCACCACCGCCACAGCCACCGCCACCGCUAGCACGUUCAGCCACCGUCUCCCAUCUCCCGUCUCAGUGUUGUGAAAAGUGAGAUGGGGACCAAGGCAAAGAAAGCUAUGAAGAAGAAUUUGAAAAGGGUUAAUGCUAAAAUCAAGCCAUCUGAGAGUGCUGAUUUUUUGCCAUUGGCGGGUGGUCCGGGUCGGAAACUUCCUGAACUGAAACCGUUGGAGAAUACUUCACCUGUUUUGUACAUUGGUAGAAUUCCACAUGGGUUCUAUGAGAAGGAGAUGGAAGCUUAUUUUGCACAAUUUGGAACCAUCAAGAGAUUGAGGAUAGCCAGAAAUAAAAAGACCGGAAAAUCCAGACAUUAUGGGUUCAUAGAAUUUGAAUCUCCUGAGGUAGCAAAAAUUGUAGCUGAUACUAUGCACAAUUAUUUGCUUUUCGAACACCUUCUUCAGGUUUAUGUGGUACCUUCAGAAAAUGUUCAUCCAAGAUUAUGGAAAGGAUUCAAUUACCGUUACAAGCCCUUGGACUCCCUACAAAUUGAACGAGAGAGACAUGACAAGGAAAGGACAUUGGAAGAACACAAAAAGUUGGUUGAUAGGGUUGUGAAACGUGACAAAAAACGCCGUAAAAGGAUAGAGGCUGCUGGCAUUGAUUAUGAAUGUCCCGAGAUUGUGGGUAACCUCCAUCCUGCUCCAAAGAAGAUUAAGUUCGAAGACUAAGUAGAUGAAGGCUGAUGAUGGUCUAGCAUGUCAUGAAGGAUGACAAGAAACUGUUUUUUAGGAUUUUUAAAUUACUAAUGAACAAUCCUAUUUGUAGGGGCAAGAGCCUCCAGUUUUGAGAAUUUCUGAACAUUAUAUUAAGGAAAAUAUUUGUAUUAGUGUUAUCCAUUUCACUAUUCAUUUGUUUUUGUUGCAGUUAAUCACCUUCAUUAAGCCAUGAUGAACCAGUUUAUUGGUUUUGGAUA
Messenger RNA from Lathyrus oleraceus (garden pea), 1060 nucleotides. RefSeq lists its product as uncharacterized. The record is from RefSeq and is a predicted model, not a curated record. Gene Ontology annotation, molecular function: RNA binding. The transcript has 10 exons. Bases 183 to 815 code for a protein of 210 amino acids. NCBI's taxonomy places the organism in Eukaryota, Viridiplantae, Streptophyta, Magnoliopsida, Fabales, Fabaceae.